Molecule: messenger RNA, 5939 nt
Organism: Pygocentrus nattereri (red-bellied piranha)
Lineage: Eukaryota; Metazoa; Chordata; Actinopteri; Characiformes; Serrasalmidae
Gene: tmem64
Product: transmembrane protein 64
Exons: 3
Coding region: 721-1752 (343 amino acids)
Source: RefSeq, a predicted model, not a curated record
CAGAGGUGCGUUUUGUGGUCGAAGAGCAUCUCGAGCCCGUCUGUGAUUCGCUGUCCGAACCCGAGGGCUCAGUUAAAGCGUCUGCCCGGCUGAAUAUCAGCGCCGCCGCCUUCACUUACUUUAACGGCGAUCGGUGAAACGGAAUGACUCACCACGAUGGAUCAGCAGCGGCGCUUUCGGACCUGAACCCGAACGGGGCGCAGCGCAGCGCAGAGAUCCGCGCCUCGCCGGACUGUGGAGCGCCGUGGAAGUUCAGCCUUUACAUCGACGCUGAUUGGAACUGAACCCGGUGUGAGAGAGUCCGCGUGCCCCACGGUGCCGCUCGAGCUCGGGUCGGUGUUAUUUUGGGUUUCCUCGUGAACAUGGUGGCCGCGGUGAGCCCGGGGGAGGGUGGAGGGUUUAUUAUUACUGAAGCACACUGCGAGUCCUUGAUGAAGUGGCAGGACUCUGAUCUGGAGCUGUCAGGGCAAACAAGGCUGAAACGCUGCUGGAGGGCCAGGGAGGUGAAAUAGAGCGCCUCUCGCCACAGAACUGCAUUUUUCGGGUGGGUUCGCUCAGCUCGGCGCAGUGAGUGACCGACGGCUUGUAGCCGUUCACAUCGGCAUCCGCGCUGAGUUCGGAGAGACAGAUAGGCAGAGAGCGUCGCCCUGGCAUCUGUUCACAUCGCGUCUGCGCCGAACCUCUCGGGCCGUCGGGGCUCCGACAGACUCGCGGAUCAACAUGUGGAGCCUGGCGGCGGCCACCGUGCAGCUUCUGGCCAAAUCUGUGCGCCACGCCGCGGGGAAGGGCCACAUGCAUCUGAACCGCUGGCUGCAGAAGACCCCCGAGUCGCUGGACUGCGAUAAAAUAGACUUGUUGAUCUGCAGCGCCGGCGCAGGGAAGGCGGAGGCGGAGCUGCAGAGCGCGGAGGCCGGCGUGUCGUCCUUCUCGGCCGGGGACCCGAGGAGCCCGUGCUGCGUGGCGACCUGUUGCUUCAAAAGCGCCCUGCUGGCGUGCCUGCUGACGGCCGUGUGCUUCUCGUCGUUGGCGCUGGUCCGCCAGCACCUGAAGGACCUGCUGCUGUGGGUGGAGAGCCUGGACGGCUUAGUGGGGGCUUUACUCUUCGUGAUCGGACUCAUCACCGUGUCGUUCCCGUGCGGCUGGGGCUACAUCCUCCUGAACGUGGCCGCCGGCUACCUGUACGGCUUCGUGCUCGGUCUGGGCCUCGUCAUGGUCGGGGUCCUCAUAGGAACCUUCGUGGCCCACGUGGCGUGCAAGCGGCUGCUGUCCCACUGGGUGCUGCACCGGGUCGGCAACAGCGAGCAGCUCAGCGCCGUCAUUCGGGUGGUGGAGGGCGGGAGCGGCCUGAAAGUGGUGGCCCUGGCCCGCCUCACCCCCAUCCCCUUCGGCCUCCAGAACGCAGUGUUUUCGAUCACAGAUGUGUCCUUGCCAAAUUACUUAGUGGCUUCCUCAGUGGGCCUUCUGCCCACUCAGCUCCUGAACUCCUACCUGGGGACCACACUGCGCACUAUGGAGGACGUUAUAGCGGAGCAGAGCAUAAGUGGAUACUUUGUGUUCAGUCUACAAAUCUUCAUCAGUAUAGGUCUGAUGUUUUACGUCGUGCAUCGAGCACAAAUGGAACUGAACGCUGCCAUCGCUGCCUGUCAGAUGGAAAUGAAAUCCUCCCACAUGAAUGGCAGCAUGGCAAACCACAGUAGCUCCACCUACUGCAGUAAAAGAGCCUUUGCAGGUGGGGGGAUUAACGUGGUCUGAUGUCCAAUGUCAACAUCUUUCCUGCUGUGAGCGUAUUUCACCUGCCUCAUACUUGGAGGCACAGCUUGACAGGAAUGCCAAGGUGACGAUGAAUCAGAGAGGAUGAUUAGGCCUUGGCAGGAGGUCUGUGUCCCUGUAGCACAGCUAGCGGGGAGAAGCCACAGCCCUGGUCAGUCCUGCAUGUUCAGGUGUAAUGCUGGUGUGUGGUGAUGUAGUCACGAAGCUGAGAACUUUCUCCCCAGAGAAGAUCAGCACAGGAUGGAAAUCAUCCCCAAAGGUUGGGGCAAUGGGCCAGUAUUUUGUAACGAAAGAUGAAGUUAAAAUAGAGCCUCAUAGUUUCUUCUGUUUUGUUUUGAAAUUUAUUUUUUAUAUCGUACAAAUUUAAACUAGAACUUCUAUAUCUCUAGAGCAGGUGCAAAGCAUGUGAUUAGGGAGAGCACUACAGUGUUGUAGAAGAUAUUGCUGUAGAGGGCCCAGCUGCUAAUGUAUAUCAGAUGAUGCUCAGUGAGCAACAUAAUUCUUUAGAACAUUUCUGAUUUAAGGUUUAUUACAUUGGCUGUAAAUGCUAAAUAUUGUCGGUUUUUAUGCCUCCUUUUGCUACUUUUCAAUAUCAUGAAGAAAGGGAAUUAUUAUUAUUAUUAUUAUUAUUAUUAUUAUUUGGAGUGGGGAAAACUGUACCAACUGGCUCGGAAAACCAGACUGGGUUUCCUUUUGCGUUUUUACAGUCCGGCCAACAACAGAUGGAAAGGAAGUAAAAAUUUCCCAGCAGGAUAUUUAAGAAUGUCCUGCCAAGAACCUCGAGUGCAGCAUGAUUAACUGAGCAGUGUGAUCCUCCCUGUUCAGUCUCUCAUAUUGCUGUAUGGGGAGGACUGCUGAAAUCUCUGGCCUUCUUUCUUGUAUUAUUUAACCAAAUGCUUUGUUAUAGGGCUGCUAUAAGUUUUGUUUUCUCUGCUCACUAAUUUUGCCUUUUAAGUUGGAACAAAUUUGCAUUGCAUUUUAUCUUGUGCAAUACGUGUGUUAGGCUAUCACUGUUAAUGUUUCAGGUAGUUUAAAUUAUGAUUAUUAAAACUGGGAGAGGAAAAGUUGAAUGGUAAGUUAAGCAGGAUAGUUCAUUCCUAUUAAUAUUGUUAUUGCAAUUAUUUGAUGGUACAAAAUGUUAGAAACCCAAGAUUCACAGAUUGCAAAUUAGCCAUUGGAAUGGAUUCAUAAGUGGCACUUUAGGCCAAACUCCCACAACAGGAUUUAAUGGAUAGUCACUUGCAAAAGUAAGAGCACUCCUGGUGAAAUGACGAUUAUUGAUUUUCUAAGCGAAAAUAAGUUACACAUCCUUUACAGAGAACACACUUAAACAAGACGUUUUUCUGUUCAUUUUAGUGUACAAUUUCUUAUUAUUUGCUAAGCUUAACAUAUUGGAAAAGGUGAGCAUUAAAAUGUUUAGAAGUCUGUUCUCUAUAGAGAAUAUGUUAACCUUGUUUUCACUUACAGAAUCAACAAAACCUUAUUGAACCAGGGGUUCCCAGACCCUUGGAUACGACUGUGAAUUGGUGAAAUGUCUGCACAGGUCCUCCAUCGUCUCCGAAACGAAUACGUGACUGAAUGUGCAAACCUAUCAAAACUGAUAACCUUAAGUAAUUAUGUAAUGCUGAUGGUCUCGGACUCAUGACACAGUCUGCGUUUCUCACUCCUUAGAGAUUCAUUUAAUUAGACACAAACAUCUCCUGAGCUUUGCCUGACUUAGUCGAUUUGGAUUUCAGCUGUUUAAAUUAGCCCAAGGUUGUCUCUUAACAAGCUUAGCGCCAUCGGCACAGUGUGUCUCCUACCCCAAAGUCCUCCGGGGUUCGUUGGUCCUUCAAUACUAAAGAGUACAGCUCAGAGAAUCCUCAACUGAUCUCAAAUAAAUGGUUCUGAGCUUUUUAAUCGAGGCUAAAACAAAAGGGUAAGCGUUAGGGAUGCACUAUGGUAUCAGAAUCAUGUUGGUGCAAGUAGAUAAUGGCUUUGGAAAGGAAAAAAAAUGAGCAAUAUUUGACUCGUUUAUUGAGCAGAACAUAUAAGGCGAUGCUGGGCUGCUGAGCUUAUAUCUGCAUUUUAUUCAUUUUAGUGCAUUUGCAACCCUAUAAAAAUAAUUAUGUCUCUGUAAUGCUAAUUUAGCCAGAUUUAGUCCCGGUUACUACAGCUUAUAAACGUUUAUGUAUCGGCAUCAGAAUCAGCAUUGGCAGAGUUGUGUGCAAAAGUUUUGACCAAUUACCAUGUUUUGUUGGCUUUCUGGGUGAAAAUAAAUUCGCACAUCACAUACAGAGAACACACCUCUGCACAUCUUAAUACACAGUUUCUGUUCAUUUGCUGAAUUUUGCUGCAUGUUGGGGUAGGUAGGAUAUAAAAUGUGGCCUGUGCAAAAGUUAAAGCACAUUUUAUAUACUGUUUUAUUUUUCUCAAAUGGGUAGCUUAUAAAUAGAAAUUUUGCACUACAGUGCCAUGUUUAAGCUGUAAAUGCAAACAUAUUUUUUACUCAUCAACUAUAUUACCAGGGAUCUUCAAACUUUUGCAUACAACCCUAUGUAAAUGAAAAAUAUUCGAUAUUGGCAUCGGCAUGUUCCUAUAUCUGUGCAUCCCUAGUAAACGUUCGUUUUAUGAGAAUUUUGUAAAAGGCGGCCCUGUGGUUUUUUUUUUUUUUUGGUUUUUUUUUUUCCAGCUGGAGAGGAACAUAGAAAGAUGCCUUUCUUUUUACAGUGAUCAAGGCAACAGGGCAAAAGGUCAUUGCAUGUCAUUACAAGUCACGUGACCAGCCAUAUGACCGGCACUGAGCCACUAAUGUAUGACCUACAAGCUAAAUGCAAAACUUACUUUAUUGUACCUUUUAAAAUGUAUGCAAUUGAGAACAAGUAGAUUUAAAUUAGGUUUCACAUAGAUAAAGGUAUCUUUUUAUCUGCUGAUAGAAUUAUUUGUAGUUUAAUACCAUAUGGAGUUUCUGCCAUGAAUUGUUCCCAGAAGUACUAAUGUUUAACUUUAUUAGUUAACAAGUGCUGUCAUGGUUUGCACAUUGACUGAAAUGUACUCCUGCAACUGACUGGAAACGGCACUUGAAACUUCCAGAAUUAUGUCACAAACAUCCACCUAUUCACUGCACGUCUACUGCAUCAUAAACUGACAAUCGACAGGUCUGUGAAUGGUGUGACAUUAGUGAUCUUCAACACUGACUCAUUAUAUGUCUUUAUGUCCACUUGGUUUUGCUGCUACUUGGACUCAAAGGUCUGAGUGAAAUGCUGAUUUAAGGGCUCAAAUUAAUAUUGCAACUUGUUAAUAUUACAACAUUAUAGAUCAUCUGAUUAUCACUUCACAGGCUGAUAGAAAUGGUUAUGGUAGACAGGCCGAAGAACUUUUCUAUUGAUUUGUUACUUGUAUUUUCAGACUUGCAUGUCCUCUGUUAUGGCACACAAAAAGACACAUUCCUCGCUGAUAAUCUGGUACAAAUCAUUUGGACUAAUUCUUUUUUCUUUUUUUUCUUUUUUUUAAUGCAUCCCAAAUGAAUUUGUAUAUGGAAAAUGGAAUGGGCCUUCUAUUUUCUGAAUUUAGCAAUAAUUGAAAGCAGAACUUGCAGAAACAUCCUUGAGUUAGAUGGACAACAACAUUCCUGGUCUUGUGUUACGAUGUCAACCUGCCUUGUACCUCUUGCUGCCUAUGACAUGACAGGACGACAGCCUGUGGCAUGUUCAGACACUUCACUUCUGUUGAGUAUAAAACUAAAACUAAGGACAUGUUUAAGGCAUAUGGUGUCAAAUGCAAAAAAAGUUAUGGUUUUCUACAUGUAUAUGAUAAUCUAUGGGGAAAUAUGACACUGUUGGGAUACACAUCAGUGUCCUUUGUUUAAUCUAUCUGCCCAUUUAACAGACAAGAUUAUGCAACAGAGGAACUCUAUUAAAUCUGAUGUGGGGGCAUCUCUGUAUGGUUCCUGACAAGCCUUUAUCUGAGAUUACGCAUAUGGCUACAGCACAUUCACAGCAAGAUACGGAUGUAAAUUUAGAUAAAGGCAAAUCAGGUACUAUUACGAAACCUCAACCCCCAUGAAACAAGUGCAUUACAAUAACACUGUAUUUUGUAAUACAGAUUCUUACAGUGUGUAAAUGAAUAUUUAUCGCUGUACCAUGCUUGUUCUGUGUUAUUUAUGAAAUAAAACUGUCUAUAUAUAAUAU